GGCCACUUCAGUCAUUCGUUUCAAAUUUCUCUGCUAGCAUUUGCGGUGCGAAGAUGAGAGUCCUGUCGUUAUCCCUCCUUUGCGCGCAGUGGCUGCUGUCUCCUGUCCUGGGCUUGGGCUUGACCACCCAUGACAGUACGUUUGUUCCCGACCAUGUGCUCCGUAUAUCAGCCAAGGAUAUCUCUCAGGCAUGCGACCAGCGGCACUCCGCCGUGGUGAACGGCACCUCACCUGGGCCCGCUAUCCGUAUCAGGCCCGGGGGCUCAUCAUGGAUCCGGGUGUAUAAUGACAUGGAGGACCAUAAUCUCACAAUGCAUUGGCACGGCCUCGCCCAGCGGAUGGCCCAAUUCUCGGAUGGCGCAGUGCUGGCAUCCCAAUGGCCCAUCCCGCCCAUGAACUACUUCGACUACGAGAUCGAGGCCCUGCCAGAGGACGCAGGGACCUACUUCUACCACUCACACGUCGGGAUGCAGGCCCUGACCGUCUUCGGCGCGCUGAUCGUCGAGGACUGCGGGCCGCCCCCCUACCAGUACGACGACGAGCGCACGCUGCUGUGGCACGAGCACUACAAGCAGAACGACUCGGCCUUCGAGGCCGGGCUGCUGGCGAGCCCGCUCGUCUUUGGCGGCGAGGUGCAGGCCAUGAUGCUCAACGGGCAGGGCGUGGCCAUCAACCACACGGCGGGCGAGAUCCCGGGCGACGCGUCGUGCCAGCUCCCCGUGAUCGAGGUCGAGCCGGACAAGACGUACCGGUUCCGGUUCAUCGGGGCGACCUCGCUCAGCCACUCCAUCAUGGCCUUCGAGGGCCACGAGAUCCUGACCGUCAUCGCCGUCGACGGCGGGCAGUACACGCAGCCGGCGGCGACGUACCGCAUGCAGCUGGGCAGCGGGCAGCGGUUCGACGUGCUCCUCAAGACCAAGAGCCAGGCGGACCUCGAUGCCGCGGGGGGCAAGACGGACUACUUCAUCCAGUUCGAGACCCGGGACCGGCCCGCGGUGUACCAGGGCUUCGGCGUGCUGCGGUACACCUCGAGCUGCGCCGACGACGACGAGGAGGCGCCCGUCCCCACCGCGCCGGCGACGGCCCCGUUCAACCUCACCACCAAGACAUACGACUGGCUCGAGAACACGCUGCAGCCGCUCGUGCCGGACCUGGACUUCCCGACGCUCGAGGAGGUGACGAGGCGCGUGGUGGUCGACGUGGUGCAGCUCACGUCCAACGCCACGGGCCAGAUCAUCUGGCAGCUCAACGGGCUCAACUGGAACGAGAUCGUGGCGUACCCGGUGCCCCUGCUGGUCGACAUCUACCUGCGGGGCGAGGACGCCGUCCCCGACUACGAGACGGCCGUCGCCAACGGGGGUUGGGACCCCAAGACCAAGGCGUAUGCCGCAAAGGUCGGCGAGGUCCUCGAGAUUGUGUUCCAGAACACGGGGUCGCUGGUGAACAACAACGGCGGCGUUGAUGUUCACCCGUUCCACGCUCACGGCGCCCACUACUACGACCUGGGCAGUGGUAAUGGCACGUACGAUGCCAACGCUACCGAGGCCGCGAGGGUAGAGGCUGGAUACACGCCGGUCAAGAGGGAUACCACGAUGUUGUACCGGUACGAGACCAAGACGACGGCCGGUGCUGAUGCUGGCUGGAGGGCGUGGAGGAUCAGGAUCAACGACCCUGGUGUGUGGAUGAUCCACUGCCAUGUCCUGCAGCACAUGGUAAUGGGAAUGCAAAGUGUUUGGGUCGUCGGCAACGCGAGCGAGAUCCAGAGGACUCCCACCGAGCUGAGCCAGGGAUACUUCACAUUCGGAGGCAGCGUCACGGGCAAUGAGACCAGCCCCCCGCAAGUAUACGAGCAGUUUGACCACAGCCUAUCGACCUGUCCUUUUUAAUGCUCAUCAUGGGGUCAGUCGUUACGAAGGUCAUGUUUAUUAUGACGGAAUAUAAUUACAUAUGCGAGUACUCAGAUACAGCGUUUUAUUAUUAGAUGAUACCAAUACAUUAUACAGCCCUGUA
Molecule: messenger RNA, 2010 nt
Organism: Diaporthe batatas
Lineage: Eukaryota; Fungi; Ascomycota; Sordariomycetes; Diaporthales; Diaporthaceae
Exons: 3
Coding region: 54-1886 (610 amino acids)
Molecular function (GO): copper ion binding; oxidoreductase activity
Source: RefSeq, a predicted model, not a curated record